Penicillium odoratum is the source of this 1044-nucleotide messenger RNA. RefSeq names its product non-structural maintenance of chromosomes element 1 family protein. Gene Ontology annotation, molecular function: ubiquitin-protein transferase activity. Gene Ontology annotation, cellular component: nucleus; Smc5-Smc6 complex. The record is from RefSeq and is a predicted model, not a curated record. Gene Ontology annotation, biological process: double-strand break repair via homologous recombination; DNA damage tolerance. The transcript is spliced from 3 exons. NCBI's taxonomy places the organism in Eukaryota, Fungi, Ascomycota, Eurotiomycetes, Eurotiales, Aspergillaceae. The coding region runs from base 1 to 1044 and encodes 347 amino acids.
AUGGGGGAUAGCUACGAUGACAGCAACCGCGCCUUUCUACAGGCCUUCAUGGGACGCUCGUCCAUGACCUUCGAUGAGGCUCAACUAGUUUUGGCAGCCAUUUUCUCUGCGCAGAGAGGAGAAACUGUAGACCCAACCGAUAUUACCGAGGAGCACCUCUCAUCCUACAUCUCCGCUGCUAACACCGCAAUCUCCCCCUUCGACCUGGAAAUCAGAAGCUCAUUCCGCCAAACACCAAAGCAGCCAGAUCAAGAAAAUACCGAUACACCACCUACCCGGGUCUAUGCCCUCGUCAACACAACCAGUGAUCCCUUAACUCAACUUGCGACAACAUACUCCGCAGAUGAGAUUGCUUUCGUCAAGCGUCUACUCGAUUACAUGUUUGAUACCAACAAUAACCGCCUCUGCGAAGGAAUGGUCAUCACAUCAAUGCAGGCUCUUAAUAUCCGCUCUUCGGCCGAGGCCAACCGGCGACGCUCCACGAACGCAGCGCAGACACAAACGGGAGCCGCACAGUCCUUGACAAUGACACAAGCGGAGAACAUGAUGAAGCAUCUCGUUGAUGAGGGGUGGUUGGAAAGAAGCAGAAAAGACUAUUUCAGCCUGACUCCACGGGCACUCAUGGAGUUGCGAGGGUGGCUGGUUUCAGAAUACAAUGAUGAGACAGACGAUGGGCGCAGAAUGAAUCGUAUCAAGUUCUGCGCUGCUUGCAAGGAUAUUAUUACUGUGGGACAACGCUGCGGAAACCGCGAUUGUCUAGGCCGACUCCAUGAUCAUUGCAUGCGCAAUUUCUUCCGUAUUCAGCGGGCGGAGAAGUGCCCUGUGUGCAAAGCAGACUGGCCAGGUGACAAUUUCGUUGGUGAACGAGCUGCCGCUGCUGGGGCUAGGAGACAGACCAAUGCCCGACAGGCUCCUCCUCCUACGGUACCAAAUGGCCAUGUAAGCGGCGAAGAAGAUGCAAGUGGCUCUGAAGAUGCCAGCGGGGAAGAAGAAGAGGAGGGGGAGGAGGAGGAGGAGGAGGAGGAGGAGGAGGAGGAAGGUUGA